Messenger RNA from Leucoraja erinaceus (little skate), 4035 nucleotides. It is a transcript of the gene rbp1.1, whose product is annotated as retinol binding protein 1, cellular, tandem duplicate 1. Gene Ontology annotation, molecular function: fatty acid binding. The transcript is spliced from 4 exons. Gene Ontology annotation, cellular component: cytosol; nucleus. The coding region runs from base 119 to 526 and encodes 135 amino acids. Gene Ontology annotation, biological process: fatty acid transport. NCBI's taxonomy places the organism in Eukaryota, Metazoa, Chordata, Chondrichthyes, Rajiformes, Rajidae. The record is from RefSeq and is a predicted model, not a curated record.
CACAGGCCAAUAUAGGUCAGUGGACAACAGUUUUGCAGCAGGAUUUUAAACUCAGUGAAAACAGGUCCUGCAAAGUGUGGUCCAACUCAGUUUUGUCUCUGCAGCUGAAGACUUAGAAAUGCCAAUUGAUUUCAGCGGAUACUGGAAAAUGAUGAUCAAUGAGAACUUUGAAGAAUACUUGAAAGCACUAGAUGUAAACAUUGCUCUGCGGAAAAUUGCAGUCCUGUUGAAAGCGGACAAAGACAUUACUCAUAAGGGCAACCACAUGAUCAUUAAAACCAUCAGCAGCCUCCGUAAUUACAUCAUGGAAUUCGAUAUUGGCAAAGAGUUUCCUGAGGACUUAUCUGGAAUAGACGAUCGCAAGUGUAUGACUACGGUGAAUUGGGAUGGGGACAGACUUGUGUGUGUACAAAAUGGAGAGAAACGAGGUCGCGGUUGGACUCACUGGAUUGAGGGGGAUGAGCUACACCUGGAACUACGGGUUGAAGAUGUCAAAAGUAAGCAAGUCUUUAAGAAGGUGGAGUGAAGAACAUGACCAGAGGCAAAACAAAAGAAGACGUUGACUAAAGCCAGAGAACCUCAACAACUUCUAAACAUUGAAGACUAAAUCCCGCUGCCAACAUCAGUGGAAACGAUAAACUCGUCACCAUUUCAAAUGUUUCAAGGAAAUGAGACAUUUGAGUCUAAAUCGCUUAAAAAAAUGUUUUGUUGGUAGUGACUUGUCCCGUUGUAUUUCUCUUUGAUUGGUGACUUAUUAUCUUACACAUUUUAGUUGUAAUUUUGUCUCUCUAUAACUAUUGGCACAUCAACCAGCAUUCAGUUCACUGUGUUUUAAUUUGCAGCUCUAUCUCUAUGUUUUUUUUAAUUUCCCCUUUAUCGCGUUCUCCAUUGCUGUGCCGAUUUUCUCUCCUUCCCUUUCCGUAUUUGUUCCUCGGUCUCAAUAGGAUUUCUCCUCACUCCUCGCCAGUAAAUAUAAACCAGGAAAUCAUUUACUAGCGCUGCCUUAUUGGGAAAUAUGAUCUUCAAUCCCCAGUGCCAAUUUGGUGCACUUUAACCUCUGUUCCGCACUUUCCCCUACUUCUCCACGUCGAACCUGGCAAGAUAACACAUUAUAAUUAAAUAUACGUUAUGGGUCAGCAUAUUUCAAUAGGUUGAGUGCAGCUUUUUUUAUUCAUUUCAAGCUAAUAUGUUUUGUUCAGAAUUUCUAUCUGUUUAUAAAAGGCUGAUAUAUGAGAACGACUCUUGAUCCGUAUGAUUGCAAUUGAAUUGGAAAAUUUCAUCCAUAUAUAAAUAGGUCCUUCCAAGUCCUUUAUUAUAUUUGCCUUGUGUGAUGUGAAAAAUACACUGCUAAAUAUGCUCCAUGCCAUUAUUGCUUGUAAUCCACCACCAAACUGAGAAAUAAAGUUAACACAUAGAACAGCACAACACGUGAAUGGGCCCUUCAGCCGGACAUUCAACGGCUCAAUGGUUCUUGAUUAUCAAAGAUAGACACAAAAAGUUGUAGCAACCCAGCGGGACAGGCGGCAUCUCUGGAGAGAAGGAAUGGGUGACGUUUCAGGUCGAGAUCACACUUACCGAAGCUUGUUUUGCAUACAUUUCAGGAAAUUAUUAAUAUACAUAAGUACAAUUAGCAUGGUGGCACAGCGGUAGAGUUGGUGCCUUACAGCGCCAGAGACCCAGGUUCGAUCCUGACCAUGGGUAUUGCGUGUACGGGAUUUAUACGCUCUCCCCAUGACCUACAUGGGUUUUCUCCUGGUGCUCUGGUUUCCUCCCGCGCUCCAAAAGACAUCCAGGUUUGCAGGUUGAUUGGCUUUUGUACAAUUGUAAUUGUCCCUAGUGUGUGUAGGAUAGUGUUAGUGUGCAGGGAUCGUUGGUCGGCAGGGAACUCGGUGGGCCGAAGGGCCUGUUUCCACGCUGUUUCUCUAAACUAAGCUAAACUCAACUUAACAAUCCUAGAUUGAGUAUAAAUUGUAUAGAAACAGCUCACUGAGACCAUGUAUGGAAGUGGCCAGCCUUGGUACUAUUUUCGAAGUCCAAGCUCCAGCUGGUCGUAAAGGCCCAUUGUAGUUCAGCGAACCGUUGUCCUUCUCGUCACCCAUCCACCUUCAGCCUCAGUGAUCAGGGGGUGUCUCCCGCAGCUGACCUCGAAGGCAUGGAUGACAAGGCCCUGGUUCCUUUCACCAGCCCUUUAGCCCUUGCGUGUGCCAUUGCUGACUCCCUCCUGCCUUCUCUCUGGUCUCUGGGACCGAGCAGGGGCUUCCCUCUUCAGACUGAUUUCCCAGUUCCGUGGCGGGAAAGUCAGGCCUGCUGCUGAGCUAAAGCCACAGCCUCCGGCCCUGCCGCCCCUGCCCAAUGGUGUUUUGACCCCUUAAUGCCAAGGCCAACUCUGAUAUGCCUGCACAUAAUUCGAAGCCCUCUAUUCUCUGCACAUUCCUAUGCCUACCCAAAACGUCUUGUAAAUGCCACUACCAUAUCUGCCUCAAACACCACCCCCCGGCAGUUAUUGUAUUAUAUUAGGGAAGCUGUGAAAGGGACUGUAGGGAGAAGAAAUAUCAUCAACACUAAAGUAAAUGAUAGUAAUGAAUGUUCAAAGAUAUGUAUACUUUUGUAUAUAGAGUCCUACACUCAUACAACAUAGAAACAGGCCCUUCAGCCCAACUCGUCCACACCGACCAACAUGUCCCAUCUACACUAGUCCCACCUGCCUGUGUUAGACCCAUAUAACUCUAAACCUGUCCUACCCAUGUACCUGUCUAAAUGUUUCUUAAACAUUGUGAUAGUACCUGCCUCAACUACUUCCGGCAGCUCGUUCCAUGCACCCACCAACCUGUGUGUGAAAAUGUUACCUACACCCCCAGGUUCCUAUUAAAUCUUUCCCCCCUCACCUUAAACCUAUAUCCUCAGUUUCUCAAUUUGCCAACUGUGUUCUAGAGACUCUGUGCGUUUACCCGAUCUAUUCCUCUCAUGAUUUUGUACAUAUUUUCAUUGGUUUCAUUCCAGUAAAAGUAAUCCCAGGGCAGAAAUGCUGUACGGCCUUUAUUCUGUAGCUCCCAUAAGAGAAUUAGUAGUUGUUUGGAAGUGUUUGCUUUCCAAGAUUGCUGGCAAAAAAAAAACCCACACUGAGGCAAUCUGAAGCAACAGGGUGAGAAUGGUUAGUAAUGCAUUGAAGCAAUUGAACUGGUGGAAGAUUAAAUCUGAAUGAAACUAUCCUACAGUAGCGCUAAAAUCCACAUAGGACAUUUUGAAUGGAAUGCAUUUUUUAAUAAUGCAGGGUUCCUACUGUUAUCAGUGGGAGUAAAAUUAUAUCUUGCCAGAUAGGCAUGAAUGAUAGCCCUGGUUCCAGCCAAUUAGAAUUUGAAAAUGUGAAUAAUUGGGUAACGCUUUAUUCUUUGAACGAAAUUGCAUAUUGAAGUUUUCUGUCUCAACAGGGAAUCGUAUUUAAUGACAGCAACUGAUUUAGUGCAUUGACAUUCUAUGCUUAAACCUGAUAUGUGUAGUCAAUUCCUAUUUCCACUUGAUAAUUACAUUUGGAAAACAAUAAUCCAUAUUAAAUAACUUAAUUAAGUGUUUUGAUGAAUUUUGAUCAAAUGUGACAGAUUUGUGGAGUCCCCAAAUGAAAAGCCAUUGGCUUAUUGCUAUUUUAAUUUACUGAGGUCCCUUAUUUUAAUAGCCCUCUCUGAAUUAUGGCAAGAUUGUUCUUGUGAUUAUGCAGGGAUUAAGCACAUAAUGGAAUAUUCCUCGGGUUAAAGUCCAUGGAAAUGUAAUAUACACUGCAGCGAUUUUUGUACCACUGAAAGCUGGCUUUGGCAUUUUGCAGCUAGUCACUUGCAAAGUUAGAUGCAGCAAAGCAAGUAUGCAUCCCGCUACUGCAUGCAAUGGUGUCACGCAAACAUUCCCUGCAUUUGGCUCGCAAUGAUCAAAGUAAUUAAAACCGAGGAAAAAAACAACAUUUUCUGCACAUUUCGACACUUCCUACAUUCUUGCUGAAUCCGAAUUAAUAUAGAUAACAGCCAUUUGAAACUGCCUCCGCUUAUG